GACACUAUUUUACAGAGCAGAUUAGAAUCCACACUACAAUAGCCUACUCAAACCAAAAUCCCCUUAUCCAAACAUGAACUGAAAACUUCUACUAACUACCAUCACAAAUAUCAUCCUUAACAAUAACAUCAUCACCAUUCUCGUCAACUCCUAUAACCCCUCUCUCAAUAUCUUUCUCUCUCCUAUGUAUAUAUAUACAUCUACAUACAUAUAAUAUGCAAACCCACCCAACGGUAACAUCUUCAUCAUCUCCUUCAUGCCCAUCUCUGCUUUUCCACUCCAAACGGCAAAUUUUCCAACCAAGGAACCUGUUUUCACUGCGAGGAACAUCACCUUACACCCCAAGAUUAAUGGCGUCUAUUUCAGAGAUCGGUCUUCGAAUACCAAAGGCGGUUACAGGCUCUUCUUCUUCCUCAACUACCGCCGAAAAUGGGUUUUCUACUCUGAUUGAGUAUGUGGGCAAGGGAGGAAUCGACGCGGGAGAUGAUCUGAUUGUACUGAUUCACCAUAUCCAAUACGCUUGCAAGAGAAUUGCAGCUCUUGUGGCUUCUCCUUUCAAUUCGAGUCUCGCCCUCAACACGCCGGCGGCUCCGGCCGGUGCCUCAGACAGGGACGCGCCAAAGCCGCUCGAUAUCGUCUCGAACGAAAUCAUCCUGUCAUCACUUAGAAAAUCUGGGAAAGUCGCGGUCAUGGCUUCUGAAGAAGAUGAUGCUCCCAUUUGGAUAAGUGAUGAUGGACCAUUUGUGGUGGUAACAGAUCCUCUAGAUGGUUCUCGAAACAUAGAUGCCUCUAUUCCCACCGGAACCAUCUUUGGGAUUUAUAAACGCCUUGUGGAAUUGGAUCAUAUUCCCAGGGAGGAGAAGGCUAUACUGAAUUCUCUUCAGAGUGGAACUAGACUUGUGGCUGCAGGCUAUGUUCUCUAUUCGUCUGCCACAAUAUUCUGCACCAGUUUCGGUUCAGGAACUCAUGCAUUCACACUGGAUCAUUCAACUGGAGAUUUCAUUCUCACACAUCCUAGCAUUAAAAUUCCUCCUCGAGGCCAAAUAUAUUCUGUAAACGACGCUCGGUACUUUGACUGGCCUGAAGGAUUAAGAAAAUACAUAGACACUGUAAGGCAAGGGAAAGGCAAGUACCCUAAGAAGUACUCGGCUCGUUACAUCUGUUCUUUAGUGGCUGAUCUCCAUAGAACACUCUUAUAUGGUGGAAUUGCCAUGAAUCCAAGAGACCAUCUUCGAUUAGUAUACGAAGCAAACCCUCUUAGCUUCCUUGUGGAGCAAGCAGGAGGCCGAGGAUCCGAUGGUAAGCACCGGAUUCUCUCGAUUCAGCCAGUGAAGCUACACCAGAGGCUGCCUCUCUUUCUGGGGAGCCCAGAGGACAUAGAAGAGUUGGAGAGUUAUGGAGAUGUGCAGCAGAAAGUGAAUCCUGGAUAUGAAGUUUGAACUCAGGACAUUAGAGUUGACCAUAAAUUUAUCAACUAGUAAUACGUGCACUCAAAUAUCACACUAAAAUUUUACUCACUAACAUAACAUGUCUUUUCAACAUAAUAAGUCUCAUCUAAUGCAAUUAGUUGAAAAGAUAAGCUAAGUCUGUGAGUUAAAUUUUUUUAUCUAAUAUUUGAGUGCAUUAAUCAUUUGUCAACUUUGUUUUAAAUUUUCUGUUAUGCUUGUUUGCUCACAUUAUAGUUGGGGCUUAAUGAAGAGAGGUUAGGCAUGGGAGGUAAUGCCUUAUUUUCAACUAUGUAAUUAAUGGUAAGUUGUAAAAAAAAAGAGUUGUUGGAGAGCAACUUGCACCCUAGUUUAGGACAUAGGAAAUCAAGUGUUAUAUAUAUGUAUAUUUAUUUUAAAAUUCUAUAAGUUUGGCUGUAAUCCUUUUCUUUUCUUUUUAUAAAAGGGAAAAUGAAUAUCUAUUUUAUA
Messenger RNA from Humulus lupulus (European hop), 1913 nucleotides. Its product is annotated as fructose-1,6-bisphosphatase, chloroplastic. Gene Ontology annotation, cellular component: cytosol; cytoplasm. Lineage: Eukaryota; Viridiplantae; Streptophyta; Magnoliopsida; Rosales; Cannabaceae. The record is from RefSeq and is a predicted model, not a curated record. The transcript has 3 exons. Gene Ontology annotation, biological process: gluconeogenesis; fructose metabolic process; fructose 6-phosphate metabolic process. The coding region runs from base 216 to 1439 and encodes 407 amino acids. Gene Ontology annotation, molecular function: fructose 1,6-bisphosphate 1-phosphatase activity.